UGAGAGUCCCGCCGUGACGUCAGUGGAGCCGUUGAGUCAGUCAGCUGAGGGAGGAACUCCGACAACAGAAAGUCAACCAGGAAACCCAAGCUGCUAAACUGACCCACCGCCCGGUGUGACGGCCAAACGGCGGUAUUAACGAUAGGAAACACAUAGUAUAACAGUACAGGAUUUGUAUUUUGAUAUUUCAGUUGAUACAAAGCAGCGACAUGGCUUCCCUUUUCAAGAAGAAGACUGUCGAUGACAUCAUCAAGGAACAGUCUAAGGAGCUGCGUGGCACUCAGAGGCAGAUCACCAGGGACAGAUCAGCGCUGGAAAAACAAGAGAAACAAAUGGAGGCUGAAAUCAAGAAAAUGGCAAAGAGUGGUAACAAAGAGGCGUGUAAGAUUCUGGCCAAGCAGCUGGUCCAGCUGAGGAAGCAGAAGAACCGCACUUACGCCGUCAGCUCCAAAGUCACCUCCAUGUCUACGCAGACAAAGGUCAUGAACUCACAAAUGAAGAUGGCCGGCGCCAUGUCUUCCACAGCCAAGACAAUGCAAGCAGUGAAUAAAAAGAUGGAUCCACAGAAGACCCUGAAGACCAUGCAGGACUUCCAGAAGGAGAACAUGAAGAUGGACAUGACCGAGGACAUGAUUAACGACACUCUGGAUGAGAUCUUUGAUGAGUCUGGGGAUGAAGAGGAAUCUCAGGAUAUUGUCAACCAGGUUCUGGAUGAGAUCGGCAUUGAGAUCUCAGGAAAGAUGGUGAGAGCUCCAGCUGCAGGAAAGAGCCUCCCGAGCGGCGCCUCCUCCAAACAGGCCACCAUCUCCGACGACGAGAUCGAGAGACAGCUCCGAGCACUGGGAGUGGACUAAUUGUCUUCUCUGUAUUAAUGUUCACAUUAUAAACCUGUGCGACAUUAAUACUGAUUGAUACAGACUUUUUUAGACACAUUGGAUUUGUCAUUGUUGAGAUGCUACAGGUGUAAGAAAGGGUGCACACCAAACAAACACAUUAAAGGGACAGUUCACCGCAAAAUCAAAAAGACAUAUUUUUCCUCUUACCUGAAGUGUCAUUUAUCCAUCUAGAUUGUUUUGGUGUGAGUUGCAGAGUGUUGCCGAUAUCGGCCGUAGAGAUGUUUGCAUUCUCUUGAAUAUAAUGGAGCUACAUGGUGUUUGGUUUGUGAGGCUCAAAGUGCAAAAACAAAACAGUUUGAAAAACUCAACAGCAAUGUGUCUUUUGAGAAAUCAUGACCCGAUUACUCAAGAUCAUCCGCAGACCUUGUUGUGCGCAGUUUCAAGUAGGAAAUAUUUUCUUUCUACUGUAUCACUGCACAGAAGGAAGCGUGCAUCUACGCAUGGACGAGAGGCUCGUGACGCGUAAUCAUAAAUGUUGUCCUCGCCUGAGCUCUAACGUUAGCUAGCAAAACAAUCCAGAUGAAUAAAUAGCACUACAGGUAAGAGGAAACAUGGACUUUUUGAUUUUGAACUGUCCCUUUUAAGAAAUUCAAAGGCAUACAGGCAGACACACGCACAUACUCACACUUUCUUCAGCAGGUUGCCUUACAGAUCAUUAAGGCAGAACAACUGAUCUAUUUAAUGCGAAAAUAAUAUUUAUUAUGACACAGGAAGGUGGACCAACAAUAGAUGUUUGACGUAAAGAGUUCUGAACCUCCUACACUGUCGUUUACCACCCACCUCUGUCUUUAUAAGGGCUACAGUGUAUGUGACCGUGGAACUGGCUUUACCCGUCUGAUGUUUGGGUCUAACUUAAGUCAAAUAGUCUUAUCAGCUUUUUACGUGGCUAAAGACGGUUGCAAGAUUUAAUGAGUAAAACAUGGUAACUAAAAAGAGCUUUAGGGGAUGUCGGUGACCAGGUGGAACUUGUGUUUUUCCUACUCACAACAUUUACGUGAUUCUCUUCCUCUGAGGCAAACUACCCUCUACUCCAUGUGCACGUAUGUUAUUGUUAUGUGGGUGGAAUAUCCCGGGGUUUCAGGAAUGGGACACAGUUACUUCACCAUGCAAGUGAAAAAGCAUCAUCAACAACCUGAUCACUGUCGCCACACAAAUGAAGCAACUAGCUAAUUAAUGAUCAUGUUUUUUAAAAUCCUUAGGUACGCUACCAUAGUUACUGGAGAUGAUGUAACUCAGACAAACAUAUGCAUGUGAAAUGUGUUACUGACGAGGGUAAGGCCUUCACUUUCCUUCAACAUAGUGCAUGAGAUGGUGAGAUGUGUUGAUUCGAGGGCGAGCAUUUAAUUUGCACCGCCGAAGACGGGAUGCUGUACAAAUGUACACAAUGUAAGACUAAUAUGACCUAUUGAAGAGUUUUGAAUCGAUUGUUAGAUGCUUCUGAAAAAUCUAAUGAGUUUUUUGGAUUUUCUUUUUUAAUUCUUGGUUGAUCUGAUUGUGUAUCUUAUACUGGACAUGGGGUUUACACAGGGAUUGUAGGAUGACUCUGGUUCUGCAGUCGCUCCUCUCUUUCAGCUGCUGUGCAGUUACUGUCAUAUGUUAUUUUAAGCUGCCUCACACACACUACAGCAACAACAACAUGAUGGAAGUGUUUGCGAAAGUUCUACUGUGAUCCAAGAGAUGUCUUCUCUUCUUCAGAGCUGAAGCUGGCCCUCAGACUGACAGAGACAUAUUAAGUCUUUGUCUUUCUCUCUAUGGCCUUUUCUUCCCACAUUGAUUCCCAUUGCCAAAACAAAUUGCAUGCAUCUGACAUGUACAAUACACAAUUAAUUUAGUAAAUCAUGCUUUCCUCUACCUUUUUGACAGUGUAUUGUGAUUGUGAGCGGAAACGACGUUUAACACAGUUCAACAUCGUUUAAGUGCAGUUCCAUGUUAGGACAUGUUCACACUUUUUUGAAAGAAAGGUGUAUGUAUACUCUUCUUUAUUUGUUUUAGUCAUUGUAAAGGGUUUAUGGCUUUUAUAAUGAAUAAAGUUUCUUCAGGUACA
Messenger RNA from Cottoperca gobio, 2940 nucleotides. RefSeq names its product charged multivesicular body protein 2Ba (gene chmp2ba). The record is from RefSeq and is a predicted model, not a curated record. Lineage: Eukaryota; Metazoa; Chordata; Actinopteri; Perciformes; Bovichtidae. Gene Ontology annotation, biological process: vacuolar transport. Bases 210 to 854 code for a protein of 214 amino acids. The transcript has 6 exons.